Molecule: messenger RNA, 3487 nt
Organism: Rhinichthys klamathensis goyatoka
Lineage: Eukaryota; Metazoa; Chordata; Actinopteri; Cypriniformes; Leuciscidae
Gene: ccser1
Product: coiled-coil serine-rich protein 1
Exons: 10
Coding region: 220-2637 (805 amino acids)
Source: RefSeq, a predicted model, not a curated record
GAGGCGGAAACGCGGAAGCAACAUUCCACGUCACUUGAGGUGGAUUUAGCGCGAGCGAGCAAGGAUUCUGACAGGAGAAUUUAGCGCUUGCUUUGACGUGAAACUCGCCGGAUGUGAUGCCACGAGCAUUUAGGCUUUACGCUCAAACUGACAGCGAACGGAAUAUCUGCGGGUUGUAAGCGGAGCAUUCAAGAGUGUCUGAUUUGGUGCUCGAUCUACAUGGGCGAAUCAGGGUCACGGCGCUCCACCCUGGUCUCCAGGCUUCCCAUCUUCAGACGUAGUGUGGGAAAGAGACAGGACUCGCUCCCGUCCUCGCCCUCCUCUGGUGGUGUCGGCAAUGGCGUCCACACUUCCUCUCCCUCCAGCACGAACUCCAGCUCCAGCAGCACAGGCAAACGGCGCAGCCUAUUCCGCACUCCGUCACUCAGCUUCCACAGCAAGAGACACAGCGACCCGACCCAGCUCAGCCUGGACAAUAGCAGCCAGGGGUCUGAAGUCAUCUUUCGAGAGAGUUGCAUCUCAAAGACACGGCAUUCGUUCGGAUUCGGCGGACACAAGAAGAAGAUCCCCCGAUCUCAGACGGAAAACCUUGAGAAAACGUCGGCCAACCGCAGUGUGUUUAUUAACUGCAUCAGCUCACGGACGAACGAGGGAGAUGAUUCAGGGUUCCUCGAUGAGGUGAGCAGCAAGAGGUCUUCUAAGCAUAAGAAGAUGCUGCCUAAGUCCUUUUCAGCUCACCAACGAUUUUCCAAGAACUCUUCCAAUGUUCUGGACCAGGGUAAAGGUCAGGAUAGCACAGAAGAUCCUCCUAAAACUGGAACCCCAGGUUCCUGGCCUGGAGAAUUGGCUGAGAGUUCUCUACAGUCGCCCAUGAUCUCAGAAGACCGCACCACAGCAAUCACGCCAUCAGAUUUUGUUCACGCCACCGAAGACUCUGUCUCGGAAGUGGACGCUUUGCCGGCUCCCAGUCCAGCUGCUCCACCCGAAAACUUUAGCCAAGCUGUUUCUACCUCGCAGGUGUCCAUCACCCCAGCCCAGGCCACCACAGAAAAGCCCUUACUGCCAGAUACCAGCCACACAGCCAACACGCAGUGCGAGAGCACAACUGCCCGUACGGAACCAGUAACGCUGCAAACAGUGAAAGAGCUGACCCCAAACACUAAUCCUAAUGCAAACGAUAACCCUGACCAGUCAGAGGCCAGUGAGAUUGAACAAGCUCCAGAAUUGAGUGAGGAAAGUAGUUCCAAUCCAGACACUCGUGAGAGGAGGUCCAGGAACGCUGUUCUCAUCCAGCAGGCAGGAAGGUCAUCGGGCCUGAGCAAACUGGAGACCAGGCCAAGCCACCUAAGAAAGCCACACACAGUGUCCAUGUGCAGCAGCGUGAGCCCAUACCAUGAGGUGAUGCGCAUGGAGAGACGUCUACGGUCGGCCUCUGAGGGCGCAGGAGAACCCAGACUUCACCUCAAUCUCAGGGAUCCUCACUGCAUGGAGGGCCACACUUUAUACAAGCAGAGAACCAGUUCCUCAUCUUCUAAAUUGGGUAGCCUGGAUGUUUUGAAUAACCUUGGCUCGUCUGAGUUGGAUGAGGAUGACCUGAUGCUGGAUCUUGACCUCUCUGAUGACCAGCGAGCUCACCAUGCCUCACAGGAAGAUUCCAGUCAAUCCUUUGCAUCAUGCCUCAACCUGCUGCCCUCACCCCUGGAGGCCUCCACCGACCGGACCCCUGGAAGAGAGCCCAGGGAGCCCCCACUCAGGGAGCAGCGGCCGAUGUCUCUCUGUCUGUCUCGUGAUGAUGAAACUUUGGCCGGGCUGGAGGCGUUGCCGUUCAGGCUGAUGCAGCAGGACUGCACAGCGGUAAAGACUCUUCUGCUGCGGUUACGCAGGACCCUGCAGGAGAGCACUGAGACCAGUCCUGCCAGCAGCCUUCACUCUCUACCCAUAAGCCCCUGCAGUGAGAAAUCACUCCCCUUUAAGGAUCCUGUGAGAGAAGAGAACCAGUUCCUACAACAGCAGCUGAAGGAGAAAGACGAGCUCAUUGUACGACUCCAGACUGAAUUGGAAUCUACCCGUGCUGCUCAGAAAUCUCUUUGCCAAAAAGCUGACAAAAGCACUCAGACAGAUUUCUUACUCUCAGAGGCAAUUCAUCCAAGUCGACCCACAGGCCAAAACAUCAACAUUCCCAGCAGCAGCAGCAACAGCAGCCUCACAAGAAGGGUGUCGCGAUUGCUCGCUGCAGACCAGCUCAGUCGACCAAUUGAAGAGAGGCCUUGCAGCAACGGGGGAGGAGGCGUGCGGGAGCUGGUACGAAGAGCUGAAGGUGGGCAGUCCUUGUCUGAGGUACCUGGACUACGGAAGACGGAGCACCUGGGACCGUCUCAGAUCCCUCGGGCGGUGGCCGGCAGCAGCGUGAGCCUCCCCAGCAAGGCCAGUCCCUCACGCAGCCUGUCCUCGGACAGCGAGCGGGGGCUGCGGAGCGAGCGGGGGCCUAUUCCCAGGCUUCAGUCCUCCUUUACCGGCCGUCUGGGUCAGCCGCCCCGUGGCCCUCUGUCUUUACACAUGUACAGCCGAAAGAACGUCUUCUUACAGCACUCUAUCCAUACAGCUGAUCUGCAGGCUCUUGCUCAGCAGGAAGGUUAAAAACACACACACGCACAGUGACACGAGCCUCAGAUGGAUAUGAACUCUUGAUGCAGUUCCUCAGUGACAACGAGUACCUUCAGACCCACAUGCACUCAGUUACCUUCUAGGCUAUUUUUCCUCUAAAACCUCAAACGAACUUGGACCGCACACCGAGACUCGUAUUAUCCUUUGUGGAGUUAAACUCGUCAUCUUUAUCAAGUGUCAAAACCAAUCCAUUGUCUGCACUACUUAAACCUUCUGAAGAAAUGCUGCUCCGAUAAGUACUUUAGAUUGACGGUCCACUAAUGUGAGUUUUACUCAUAACACAAUCACAUUGUACAGUUCUGCUAAUAUGCUAGAGAGGAUGUCAACGUUUUUGCAUUCCCUUAUAUCUUUGAAAGAAAUUCAUGGUCCAACAUUAACACUCGCCAAGCCACAGAUUCAAGUACAAAUUGGUUAAUUUAACCAGUUGGCCGGAAACUCUAUUGGUAACUAUAACAUUACAUGUUUUAGUUGAAUUGUAAGAAUGGUAAUCUGACCUUUCGCUGCUUUAAAUGAUCAAUUUAAAUGACAGACAUACGAAAUGUCUAUUGAACGGUCUAUUGGGUUGGAAAGAUUUCUUUAAGUUUGAAAAGUCUUGAAUGCUCACCAAGGCUGCAUGUAUUUGAUUAAAAAUGGGAAACAGUAAUAUUGUGAAAUAUUAUUAUAAUUCAAAAUAACUCUUUUCUUUUUUUAAAUGUAAUUUAUUGAUCGCAAAGCUGAAUUAUCAGCAGCCAGUGUUCAGGAUCACAUGAUCCUUCAGAAAUCAUUAUAAAUUGCUGAUUUGUUGCUCAAGUAACAUUUCUUAUUAUUAUCAAUGUUGUGCUGC